ACCAUUGCCACAUCUCAACAACCUCGAGCAGUUAAGAGAUCAAAGCAGACACCUCAGAAGAAAAUAUAAGUCGAAACAAGCGAGCACCAUGGCGGACAACCAAAAACCAACAGAAUCCCAUUCUGAGCUAUUUGGACUUCAAGGCCAGAAAAGAGCAUCAACAACAGCCGGCUCUGGUGCUGGAUCUGGAAUCAUUGGAACAAGCGGACAUCCAGGAGCUGCGAACAAGGGCGGUAGUUUCGAUGCACAAGCCAUGCAAGCCAUGCAAGCCACUGAGAACACCACAGCUGGUCUGCCACAGGGAGGGAAAACCGGGGCAGUGCCGGGUUCAGGAGCAGAGUCGUUUACGCCUAAUCAAGGAGCUGGAGAGGUUGGAAAGGAUGCCUGAGGGAUCAUUUUGUCUGCUCUCGAGGCCCGAGUGAGACUGAGCGAGAGGCAACAAGAGCCAAAUUGGGGAGUUCAAUGCUGAGGUGCCUUUAUGUCUUAGCGACGCAUCCUUGUUUGGGCUGCUGAGUGUGAGUGUGAGAACUGAGGCACUGCGAAUCCUCAGAUGUAUGGCAGUGUAAUGACAACAACAGGGUUAUCAACAAAUUGUGAUCGUUAUCGUCAAGUCUGCG
Messenger RNA from Exophiala oligosperma, 617 nucleotides. RefSeq lists its product as uncharacterized. The transcript has a single exon. The record is from RefSeq and is a predicted model, not a curated record. Lineage: Eukaryota; Fungi; Ascomycota; Eurotiomycetes; Chaetothyriales; Herpotrichiellaceae. Bases 89 to 388 code for a protein of 99 amino acids.